Triticum turgidum subsp. durum (durum wheat) is the source of this 1545-nucleotide messenger RNA. The record is from the annotation of a GenBank genome assembly. NCBI's taxonomy places the organism in Eukaryota, Viridiplantae, Streptophyta, Magnoliopsida, Poales, Poaceae.
AUGCCCUGCCCCAGCACAGUCUCUUGGACCGCACUCAUCACCGCGUAUAUGGACGCGGGGCGUGCCAGGGAAGCUGUUGCCGUUGCGAGGGAUGCAUUCGCUAGUGGAAUGCGUCCAGACAGCUUCAUGGCUGCGCGGGUCCUGACCGCGUGCGCCCGGGUCGCGGAUUUGGGCACCGGGGAGGCAGUGUGGAGGACUGCAGAGCGGGAGGGGAUAGCGAGCAGUGUGUUUGUGGCAACUGCAGCGGUGGAUUUGUAUGUCAAGUGCGGUGAGAUGGCCAAGGCAAGGGAGGUGUUUGACAGGAUGCCGGAGAAGAAUGUAGUGGCUUGGGGUGCUAUGGUUAGCGGAUAUGCUUCCAACGGGCAUACGCAAGAGGCUCUGCAGCUCUUCUUUGCAAUGCAGGCUCAGGGAGUGAGACCAAAUUGCAGGACAGGAGCUGGUGCACUCUCAGCGUGCACGCAGUUGGGUGCAUUUGAUCUGGCACAGCAGGUUGUUGCUGUGGUGGACUGGGAUCAGCUUCUUGACAACCCAGUUCUAGGGACUGCGUUGAUUGAAAUGUACUCCAAGUUUGGGAGCACGGCCGAGGCAUGGUUCGUGUUCCAGCAGAUGAGAAAGAGGGGCAUUACUGUUUGGAACGCCAUGGUUUUGGGGCUCAGCAUGACUGGACAUGAUAGGUCUGUGUUUGCCCUUGUAGGCCAGAUGGAGAAGUCAGGCAUGAAAUUGAAUGGCAUGACUUUCAUGAGCCUUCUCUACAGCUGUACUCAUGCCGGCCUUGUACAAGAUGGACGGCGCUACUUCCAUAACAUGACUCAGUUAUACCGCAUUGCUCCUAGGAUUGAGCACUACGGUUGUAUGGUCGACCUUCUCAGUCGCGCUGGGAUGCUCAAGGACGCUCAUCGGCUUAUUAGUGAAAUGCCAAUGCAGGCAAAUGCUGCCGUCUGGAGUGCACUUCUUGGUGGCUGCAAGAUUCACCGAGACGCUGAGCUUGCUGAACAUGCCUUGAAACAGCUCAUCCUGCUAGAGCCCUGGAACUCUGGGAACUAUGCCAUGCUCUCCGACAUAUACUCUAACAGCAGCAGAUGGAAGGAUGAUGCAAAGCUUAGAUUGCACAUGAAGGUGAUAGGGGUCAAGGAGGUCACCGGAUAUAGCUGGGUUGACUUUGAUGGUAAGGUCCACAAGUUCCAUGUUGGAGAUAACUGGCAUCCCCUCAUGGAUCAAAUAUACAAAAAGCUAGAUGAAUUAGGCAUGGAAAUGGAAACCAUAGGUUACAAACCAACUACUGAUGUUGUCAUGUUUAACGUUGAAGAUGAGGAGAAGGAGCACACUCCAGUUCAUCAUAGCGAGAAACUUGCCAUUGCAUUUUGCCUUCUCACCACCAGACCAGGCGAGGCCAUUAGGGUCAUCAAGAACACCAGGGUUUGCACCGACUGUCACACUGAUAUUAAACUUAUAUCAAGGAUAACUCAUCGGGAGAUCAUUGUUCGGGAUAACAGCAGAUUUCAUUGUUUCAGAGAUGGUUGUUGCUCUUGUAAUGAUUACUGGUAG